This is a messenger RNA of Phlebotomus papatasi, 1090 nucleotides long. RefSeq lists its product as uncharacterized. The coding region runs from base 40 to 1074 and encodes 344 amino acids. The record is from RefSeq and is a predicted model, not a curated record. The transcript has 2 exons. Lineage: Eukaryota; Metazoa; Arthropoda; Insecta; Diptera; Psychodidae. Gene Ontology annotation, cellular component: transcription regulator complex; nucleus. Gene Ontology annotation, biological process: regulation of transcription by RNA polymerase II.
UAGCACUGGAGUUUAUUUGUUUUUAGAGUGGACGGAAGAAUGGAAAACAAAACAGAGCAGCCUGAAAUUGCAGAUAAUCCGGCAAAAGGAGUAGCCAAAGAAACACAUCCUACUGAAAUGGAAGAACAAGAACCUGACCAGGAUCAGAAGGAAGUCCUGCUGGAUGAUAUUGAUAUUGCUUAUAUAAAGAAGAACGAAUUAAAAGUAGGACGACAGGCUGAUGAUAUCAAUAUUAGGCUAGUAAAUCUAGUAAAGGAGCAUCCUUGCAUCUACAACCGAGAUCAUCCAAGAUAUACCGAUGCUAAUUACAAGUAUGAGUGCUGGGACAAGAUUGCGAACACCCUCAAGAGGAAACGAGGAGAAUGUAAGAAGAAAUUCUUGUCCCUGUACCAAAAAUUUGGCAACACUUACGUGAUGAUACGUAAGCCGGAAUUGGUGAAGCAGGGAUUCCCGAAAAAGAAAUUUGUCUACUACGAGGAAAUGAUAUUCCUCAAGAAACAUUUUGAACUAAGUUUGGUAGAGAAUCGUGUGAAGAAACUUGUGAAUUCAUGGAAAAAAAAUGAUCGAGAUCUGCUGGCUAAGCAGAAGGCUAAAGCGCUUAAGGAACAGGAAAAGAGGAAGGAAGAACAGUCUAAAUUGCAACUUAUGGCUUCUCAAAGGCCUCAAUUCCAGAAUUCCAAGCCUGAUUUCUACCGAAGACCUCCGGAAAAUCGACCAUCUUACCCACAAAAUGAGAUCAUGCCAAGAAAUAACAUACCAAUGCCAGGACCUUCUGCACCACAAUUCUUUCAGACAAUAUCCACGAUAUCGACUACACAGAAUUUUCCAGGCCCGGGAAUGAUGCCACAGGUGCCACAGCCUCCCUUUAGGCAGCAGGAUUAUGCCGAAGAUAAACCACCGGCUUCGAACAACCGAGAAAACACUGCAACGGAUGAUUCCCACGUGGAUUUCUUCUUCAAGAGUGUAGCUCAGCAAGUGAAGAAGUCAAAUAUCUCUGACAAGAACUUCCUGGACCUGCAGUCAACCAUUCUUUCAGCUCUUACGUACAAAUUAUCAUACGUUUACGAUAAAUAAAUUCCUCCAAACCCAA